Molecule: messenger RNA, 2394 nt
Organism: Gadus chalcogrammus (walleye pollock)
Lineage: Eukaryota; Metazoa; Chordata; Actinopteri; Gadiformes; Gadidae
Product: TOG array regulator of axonemal microtubules protein 1-like
Exons: 14
Coding region: 1-2394 (797 amino acids)
Biological process (GO): microtubule cytoskeleton organization
Cellular component (GO): cilium; cytoplasmic microtubule
Molecular function (GO): microtubule binding
Source: RefSeq, a predicted model, not a curated record
AUGAACAUGGAGGAUUUUGAUAGCGAUGGCAGUGAUAUUGUCAUAGAAUUCAAGGGAUUUGAGUAUGAGAAUGAGGACGAGAAUGAUUUUGUGCCGGUUGAUCCACUGGAUCGGGCACAGAAAUAUCUCCAUCUAGAAGAUAACUUGGACCCUGCCUUGGAUAAAUCCGAUAAGCUGUGGAAGAUCCAGCGGUUCAUGGACCUCCUCUUGCAUCAGUUCCAGGCCCUCUAUGAGGUCAAUGGGUUUGUGAGCGUGGAUGAGUCCAUGGUAAAAUACAAGGGACGCCUUGCCUUCCGGCUGCCCCGGUUGGCUGUUUCUGAGGAGGCUGACGGCCAGGAAGCCUGGAUCCAGGCGGCCCACUCUGACACUGUGUCCCCCCGUGCACAGGCUCUGGGUGCCGCCUCGAGCCAGGAGACUUCCCCGGGCAGAACCCCGCCAGUGGAUCUGCGGGACGCCCCGCUGAGCUCCGCCCCCUCGUCCCGGAACGCCGCUGCUUCUGCCCGCCGCCGGGCGCUCGGAGACGCCGAGGCGGACCUCUCUGGGACGGAGCGCUCCCAGUUCGCCAACGGCCAGAGGUCCCAGGCCCCAGGCAGCCCGCCGGCCUCUGACGUUCCUGAAGGCGUGGCUGGCAGAGGUAAGUGCGCGUUCAGCCCGUUUCCCCCUGUGCAGGAGCGUCUGAGGAACGGCAGGAUCCCCCGGGAGAAGCUCCGGGGACCGUCCCCCCACCAGGCAGGGGAAGAGGCCGGGCCCUCUGGGAAGCGGCAGAAGAACGGGGGCCGCUGUUUCCCCGACCAGAGGCUGACCGCUGAGCCCGAGCUGGAGGAGAAGCAAUUGGAUAGCAGAGAUAAGCCGUCCCAGGGCUCCCUCAGCGGCCCCCAGCGAGACCCACCAGAGCCCCACCCCUUCCCCAAACCUGAGCUGGCCAUGACACAGAGCCUCACUCUCAUCAGCUCAGAGAACUGGCAGGAGAAGAUGGAAGGGCUCACGGUGCUGCGCAGUCUGGCCCAGAACCACGUGGACACGCUGCUCCCCAGGCUCCGCGACGUCUGCCUCGCCCUCGUGCAAGAGGUAUCUAUAUACCUCGCUGUGUGUAAAACCAUAGCCGUGUGCACGCUGGGCGUCCUGUACUGCCACCUGCAGCGGGCCAUGGACAAGGAGGUGGACACCACGGCCAGGGCGCUGCUGCACAAGGCGGCCGAGAGCAACGCCUUCAUCCGGGAGGAAGUGGACGCGGCACUGGGCCACAUGGUGCGGCACUGCACGCCGGCACGCUGCAUCAACGCCUUCCUGGACGGGGGUUUGAGUGCGGUGAGGAACUGCGCCGCCCAGCACCUGGCUGACCUGCUGGAGAGGGUGGGCGUGGCCCGCCUGCUGUCCGGAGGGAAGGACGUGACGGACAGAAUCCUCCCGGCCGUGGUCAAGCUGGCCCUGGACUCCUCCCCGGAACCCAGGUCCUUUGGCCGCCGGAAGUUGCUGUUCCUGUCCUCCCACCGGGACUUUGAUAGCCAGCUGGAGAAGAACAUCCCCACCAAGGAUCUUUCCGCCGCCCGCAAGGCGGUCAGUGGACUCAAGGCAAAGGGUCUGGGUGAGACGCCCCAGACCCCAGCCUCGCUUCCCGGCAGUGGCACCGCCAGGGCCUCGACGCUCCAAAGGAAGCUCCCCAAACAGACCAAUGCAGAGCCCAACUGCAAGUACAGCUCCAAACCUCAGGGGCCCAUCAUCGAAGACAAGGCUGAGUACAUCAGGCAGCUCACCGCUCUGCUGGAGUCCAAGGACUUCAGGGAGCGCAUCAAAGGCCUCGACCAGCUGGUGGCCGACUGCCAGCACAACCCCAGCAUGGUCAUCCGUAGCCUGUUCCCGGUGUUUGACCUCUUCAGAGACCGCCUGCUGGAGUCCAACCGUAAGGUGAACCUUUACGCCCUGGAGGCCCUGCAGGGGAUGGUGCGCCUGCUGAAGGACAACCUGUCCGGGGUGCUCAACCACCUGGUGCCCGCCAUCGUUGACAACCACCUCAACUCCAAGAACCGCGCUGUGUACUCGGCCGCCACAGGGGCCCUCUGCGAGCUGGUGCUGAACCUCGACAACAGCCUCCUCCUUGAGCCAUUCUGCUUCAAGGCACGGGUUCUUAGCGGCCAAGCAAAGGUGGACCUGAUCGAGAAGGUUGCAGAGCUGGUGAUGGAGCUGUACCCCCGCCGGCCCCAGCUGGUGGAGCAGAAGGCGCUGCCCCUGCUGUGGGGCCUGCUGGGCCCGUCCAGCGGCAGCGUGCACCGGGCGACUACCAGCCUGUGCCGAGCCCUCCACCAUCAGAUGGGGCCCGGCCUGCAGCAGAGCGCCGCCUCUCAGCCCCCGAGCGUCGGCAGGGACCUCAACCAGCUGCUGAGAACCAUGUCCUGA